Molecule: messenger RNA, 1247 nt
Organism: Engraulis encrasicolus (European anchovy)
Lineage: Eukaryota; Metazoa; Chordata; Actinopteri; Clupeiformes; Engraulidae
Gene: dctn3
Product: dynactin 3 (p22)
Exons: 7
Coding region: 51-614 (187 amino acids)
Biological process (GO): cytoskeleton-dependent cytokinesis
Cellular component (GO): dynactin complex
Source: RefSeq, a predicted model, not a curated record
AAUUUCCUGCCGUCAAACCUAGCCCAAACAGCUAGCGUUAGCUGAAGAAGAUGGAGGGUGAAAAUAACAUCUCAGAUCUUGAUGCGCGCUUGCAGACACUCGAAAAACGUGUUUACGGCGAAAGAGGAUGUAAACAGAACAAACAAGUCAAGUGUGUGGAUUCAAUGGUGAAAGUAAAUGCUGCCCUGGCGAACACUGCGAACAAGAGGGAGCGUGUCAAGAUUCUUCACAAGAAAAUUGAAGAUCUGGUGAAGUAUUUGGACCCCCAGUUUACUGAUUACAUUGCUGUGCCAGAUGCUAUGAAACUGGAGUUCAUUUUAGCAGAGGAGGAUUUCUUGCGGUCCCAAGCAUCCAUGCUUGAGCAGGUACACAAUCUUCAACCUUACAUGGACAGCAACCACAUCAAAGAUGUUCCUGAACUCACCACAAAACUACAGCGACUGUCACAAAUCCACAUUAAACAACAGGACCAGAAUGAGGAAGUGUCUGCGGAGGUGAAGCGGCUGUUUGAGGAGUACAACAAGAUGAUGUUCCUUCUCUCCAAACAGUUUGCCCAGUGGGACGAGACCCUCAGGAAACUGGAAGGACCCAAACCAGGGCCGAAAAUCGAGUAGAACCCGAGUGCUCCGUAACCAUGUUGUAUUUAAAGAUGCAUUCAAGUAGUUUCACAUUUAACUUAAUUUGGUCUGUUGCACCCUAUAGUUAAUGCUCUAUAGUUUUGUAAUGGACCUUUUAUACUAAGCAAACACUAUGCGUUUGUGUCUAAGAACAGGCUGAACUCUUCUUUUGUGCUCUUGAAGGAAAUGUACUUACGUUUACUCGCUUACUCUUGUUCAUUUCCACUGUUUUAAUUGUGCUUUGAUUGGGAGUAGAUGAGAUGUUCAAAAGGAGGAAAGGCACCAGGUGUGUGUGUGUGUGUGUGUGUGUGUGUGUGUGUGUGUGUGUGUGUGUGUGUGUGUGUGUGUGUGUGUGUGUGUGUGUGUGUGUGUGUGUGUGUGUGUGUGUGUGUGUGUGUGUGUGUGUUUUGGUGGGGAUGCCACGUUAACAAGUAUAUUUCCUCUUGAACAUUCCACACAGAGAGGCUCAACAUGGAUUUCUUAGAUUUGCUCAAAAGCACUUUGUCUUUUUUUGGAGCAAAUUCCCUGUUUAACUGCAAAAAUGUCCUUAUGUCCUUGAUGAAUGCCUUCGCCUCCAGCUUAACUUCUUUCUGGUGUAGUCAAAUGCCAAUGAAUAAAAGAUUAAAAUGA